CAGAGAUUCAUAAAAAAACAGACUGAUUGGAGCUGUAAGCAAGAAGAGACUGUCUAGGCAGGAGCAUAAAAAAAUGAAGUCUGUAACUAUGACCCUGUUGCUUAUCUGCACAGUGUUAGCUCUGUCUGUGGUUGGUCAGGGGCAAGAAAAACCAGGGAUAAAGAAAAAGGCAUUGGCAUUAGUGAGGGAAAACUUACAUAGCAAAAACACCACCAAACAUGCCUACCGUAAGAUCGGAAGAACAAAUAUAACCAAAAGAGAUGGUAACAGUAACACAUUUGUGAAAAUUGAAGCUAAAUUACAACAGACCAAUUGCAAGAAGGAGGAUCGUGAGAAAGGGAAAUGCCCGAGUAUAGAACACUGCACUGGCUGCUUUAUAUUCAAAAAGAAUUCCGAUGUGGUUGUGUCACAGUACAUCGACUGCUGUCCUGAAACUUCCCUGUCAACGGAUCAAGAAAAUAUGAGAAGAAAAUCCUGUAAUAAUAUGAAGAGAAAGUAUCUGCCAACAAGCUUGACUGUUCUAUCUUUCCAUCCUGGUCAUGUGCGUGAGAGACGUCCUUAAUAUGAGAUACUGUGACAUAUUAUACAUUAUUAUGAUUACGCAACAUGGGAAGAUUUGCACGUUAUUGGAAUCCUGUUCGGUGGUGGCCCCUCCCUUUCUAAAAUGAUCAUCAGUAUUUGUGACAUUGAUGCUUUCAAUUAAUAUAAUCCAAGUAUCUGUGUAGCGUACUGUAGUUUUGUAAUUCAUUUGCAUUAAAAAUUCAGUCUUAUGCAAUUAUUAUUCAGUAUAUACAUAUUAUUAUUCACUAUUUACAUAUUAUUACUCAGUAUAUAAAUAUAAGUAUUCAGAAUGAAACACAAAUGAUUAUUCUUAGCCAGUAAAAUCCUCUAAUGUGUAACAAAACAUUAAAGGGACACUGAACCCAAAUUUUUUCUUUCCUGAUUCAGAUAGACCAUUACAUUUUAACUAACUUUCUAAUUUACUCCUAUUAUACAAUUUUCUUCAUUCUCUUGGUAUCUUUAUUUGAAAUGCAAGAAUGUAAGUUUAGAUGCCCGCCCAUUUUUGGUGAACAACCCGGGUUGUUCUUGCUGAUUGGUGGAUAAAUUCAUCCACCAAUAAAAAAACUGCUGUCCAGAGGUCUGAACCCAAAAAAAAAGCCUAGAUGCCUGCUUUUUCAAAUAAAAAUAGCAAGAGAACGAAGAAAAAAUGAUAAUAGGAGUGAAUU
This is a messenger RNA of Bombina bombina (fire-bellied toad), 1226 nucleotides long. RefSeq names its product retinoic acid receptor responder protein 2. Gene Ontology annotation, molecular function: signaling receptor binding. The transcript has 5 exons. The record is from RefSeq and is a predicted model, not a curated record. Lineage: Eukaryota; Metazoa; Chordata; Amphibia; Anura; Bombinatoridae. The coding region runs from base 74 to 562 and encodes 162 amino acids. Gene Ontology annotation, biological process: inflammatory response; regulation of lipid catabolic process.